Molecule: messenger RNA, 663 nt
Organism: Mercenaria mercenaria
Lineage: Eukaryota; Metazoa; Mollusca; Bivalvia; Venerida; Veneridae
Exons: 3
Coding region: 1-636 (211 amino acids)
Source: RefSeq, a predicted model, not a curated record
AUGUUUAAACCCGGACUAACGGAAGAUAUCUAUGUCAUGCCCCUCCGCCCUGGUGAAUCAUACUUAUUAGUGGCAGUUGGCACCGACCAUGUUGGCAACCGAAUAAAAAUUCAGAACAUUGGACCAGAAAACAUGAUGAAUGUUACUUCUAAAACAUUAAUGGCCGACUGUCUUUGUUCCGGUAAUGGCAACUGCAGUUCUGGAACAAAUGUUUGUAUUUGUUUUGAUGGAUUUUAUGGACCAAACUGCAAUUCUAGUGUACCGCCACCGGAACCACCAGUUUUAGAACUUGCAUCAGCAGCUGUUGGAUAUGUUAAUGUGCCCAUUGAAUUAACCAUUUCUGCAAGAAAUCUGUCUGGAUCACUAGAAGAGAUAGAAAUAUUCGUCACGGGAUUCCAGAACGACACAGUAUUUUCUAAAGGCAGUCUACUAGAAAGUGGCGAGCUUCAUUUAACAUACAGAGAUUUCGGAAGACUCGAAAUGACCACACAAGUAUUAGGACAUUUAAAUCUAGAUAUAACUGUUGUCCAGACAUCUUCAGACUGGAACUUUACCAGAUCGGGUAUAAUGAGUAUCAAGGUGUAUAAAAAUCUUACGACUGUAGACAUUCAGCUUCAAGGCUGCUUUUUCGAAUAAAAUGGUUCCUUUGCUGCUCUGUUGAAC